This is a messenger RNA of Centruroides sculpturatus (bark scorpion), 2912 nucleotides long. RefSeq names its product protein PTHB1-like (gene BBS9). The transcript has a single exon. Bases 142 to 2880 code for a protein of 912 amino acids. NCBI's taxonomy places the organism in Eukaryota, Metazoa, Arthropoda, Arachnida, Scorpiones, Buthidae. Gene Ontology annotation, cellular component: membrane; BBSome. The record is from RefSeq and is a predicted model, not a curated record. Gene Ontology annotation, biological process: cilium assembly.
CUUCGGGACUUUGCUUAUUUUACGUCAUAACCUGACAAUUUCCUUAUGAGACGGUCGAAUCGAUAUUUUGUUAAUGGAUGAUUUGUAUAUUUCUUUAUUUGUCUACAUUGCAUUUCGUUUUUAAACAUUUUGAAAAAGCUAAUGUCUUUAUUUAAAGCGAGGGAUUGGUGGACUACUAAUUGCGGUAACGAAGAUUUCGAUAAAGGUUGUUUAUGUGUAGCUAAUAUCGAUAAUAAUAACGAUCAAAAUGACAAAAUUAUUGUGGGAAGUCACAAUGGAACUUUACGUGUUUAUCAACCGCAUCCAGAAAAACAAGAGAAUGGAAAGCUGAGUUGUUUUCAACCGGAUGAGUUAUUAUUAGAGAGACAGCUUAAUUUUCCUAUUAUUGAUCUAGCCGCUGGGCGUUUUACAAGUGCCUCUGAAGAAACUCAUUUAGCCGUAUUGCACCCUAGAAAAUUAUCUGUUUAUGCAGUAACCAUAACACCUGGUGCUGUUGAUCAUGGUACGUAUUAUCAUUUGUCCCUUCUAUAUGAACAUAAAUUACAAAGAAGUGCUUAUUGCUUGGUUAUUGGUCCAUUUGGAGAAGUUAAGGGGAAGGAUUUCAUGUGUGUUCAGUCUCUUGAUGGUACGCUUACUUUUUUCGAACAGGAGAGUUUUGCAUUUAGUCGUUUUCUACCUGGAUUUCUUUUACCUGGACCGUUGAAGUAUCUGUCAAAGACAGAUUCAUUUGUCACGGUCUCUGCCGGAUGGAAUCUGGAGAGUUACAGAUUUCAAAUAUUAGCGGUAGCGAAAGAUGCGACUGAAGAAUCUGAGAAUAUUACUUAUGGAAAGAGAGUUAUGGCAGAUUGGACAUUUAGUCUCGGUGAAGCUGCAUUGGAUAUAGCCAUUAUCGAGUUCAAGACUGCUCCGUCCAUAAUAUUAGUUUUGGGUGAAAGAAGUAUAUUUGCCUUCAAACAAAAUGGAGUAUUAAAAUAUAUAAAAAAAUUAGAUUAUAAUCCAUGUUGUCUUUUAGCUUAUCAAGGUGCUAUUGAAUCAACUGUAAUGAUGUUGAUUGCAACAUAUCAGUUUACUUUAUUGAUUUAUCAAGAUAUGAAUCUUCGUUGGGCUGCACAAUUGCCUUUUAAUCCUGUAUCAAUUUGUAGAGGAACUAUUUCAAACAUACCUGGUAUGAUGAUAAUUUUAUCUGAUUCUGGGGAACUUGCCUGUUGUUAUUUGGGAACUGAACCGUCAUUGUUCAUUGUUCCAGUUUUGGAGUCGAGAGAAAUUGAUUUCAUGAAGGCUGAGCAGGAAAUGCAUGAAUUAAGAAAAAUUAUAAAAGCAACAAAUAAUGCUCUGCCAGGAAAUAAAAGGAUGGAAAGUGAAUUGUCAAUUGUUAUUGUUAUUCCACCACAUUUAGAUACAGUUACACCUAAUGAAAGUUUUGUAUUAUCUGAUGAUGGGGAACCAGUUCCGUCCAUUACUGCUAAAAUACAAUUGAAAACAACUAUACCUGUUCAAGAUGUAAGACUGAUUGUAAAUAUUCAACAACCAUUAGUUUUAUCUCAGAGUGAAUUUACAUUUAGCACUAUAUCUGAGUAUUCACAAGUGAUGGUGUCUAUCCAAAUGAAAGCACCAUUUAUUCCGUCCAGUCUGAAAUUACAUGCCUUAGCUGUUUAUACAAACAGUAGUGGAGCUCCAAGAAUAACUGAAAGUAUAGUUGCAUUACCUCUUCAGUUAGUUGCAAAAGUUGCUGUGCCAAUGAAAACUGCAUCGUAUAAAGUUACUAUUGAUACAAAUAAACAGACAGUUUCUUUACAUGAGUUAUUUGCUGAAUUUUCUGAUCCACCUUCAACAGUUGGAAAUGUAAUAGGAUUUGAAUUUCAUGGAGGACAACAAGUGUCUAUUCUUGCCUCAAAAACAUCACAACGAUACAGAAUUCAAAGUGAUUAUUUUGCUGCUUUAUGGCUUUUCACUUCAGAAUUAAUUCAAAGACUUUCUACAUAUUUCAAACAUGAAUAUGGUACUAGCAAUGGCAUUAAAUUUUCUUACACUUCAAGUAUUCCUUUAUCAGAUUAUUUUGAGAUUAUAGAAAAGCAUUUUGAAUGUCGAAUGAAAUUAAUGCAAUUGGAAGAAUUAUUGGGUCAGAGAACAGCACAGUUUAGAGUUGUCCAAAAACGUUUACUUACAAAAAUGAAAGAUAAGACUCCGACACCUUUAAAUAAUUUGGAUUCUCUUUUAGAAGCAACUCAUAGACAGAUAAUAACCUUGACAGAGUCUAUAGAAGAAUUUACUCAAGAACUUGAAAGUUGUUGUUGUACUUUAAAUUCUGCUACACUGUUAAUUACAUUAUUAAUUAAAUUAACAACAAAUAUGACAGAUGAUGAAUAUUCAGUUUUGCAGUCUGUAUUUUUUCCUUUUUCUGAUGUUGACUCUCACAAAGAAUGGGAAGAAACAGUCAAUGCAGCUAUUACACAUAUGCUUGCAACUUAUUUAAUACAGUCAGGAAAGGAGUCAUCUACAGUAUCAGCUGAGAAACUAGAAAUAAUGAAAGAUAUAAAUAAAUUUAAAAAACAUAUAACUGUUAUUGUGGAUAGAAUUUUAAAGGGUGCAAGAUUCAAUGAAUCAGAAAAAAGUUCAACUGACAAUAAGAAAUAUAAUAAACAAGAAACUGUGGAUUCACAAAUCAUAGAAGAAGAAACGUCUGUUCCAAUAGGAAGUAGAUUUGCAGAGAGAAGUGAUAAAUUUGAUGGAAGAGCACCUAGAAUUUCUGCACAAAAUUCAUUAUCUCCACUAAAAGAAGUGGAAAGCAAAGAAUCAUUGUCAAAAUCUGAAUCUAACAUAUCUAAUUUAGAUGAUUUAAUUGAAGAAAAUGUUUCUAAAGAUGAUAUUGCUUUUUUUUAAAAUUCUAAGAAAUUUUCAUUUUUUAUCCUGUA